UCGGCUCACGUGACCGGCGGGCGCGGCGCUGCUCACGUGACAGGCGCUGCCGGCCUCAGGGUCUCUUCGGUGCCGGCGCCGCAGCUGCCGGUCCUCUCGAGUCGGUGGACGCGCCUUCCCGCCGGCCCCGCCGCCCGCGCAACCGCCGCACCCCGGCCUCGGCUGCGUCGUGCCAUGGCGGCCCCUGGCGCCCGGCGGCCGCUGCUCCUGUUGGUGCUGGCAGCAGGCCUUGCACAUGGUGCCUCGGCAUUUGUGGUGGAAGAUGACAAUGGCACGGCUUGUAUAAUGGCCAACUUCUCUGCCUCCUUUCUCAUCACCUAUGAGACUGAACAUGGUUCUCAGAAUUCGACCAUUUUCCUGCCGCCCUCUGCAGAAGUGCUGAAAAAUAGCAGUUCUUGUGGUGGAAAAAAUGCUUCUGAACCCAGACUCGCAAUUGCUUUUGAAAGAGGAUAUUUACUGAAGCUCAACUUCACAAGAGAUGCAACACGUUACAGUGUCCAGCACAUGUAUUUUACUUAUAACUUGUCAGACACACAACAUUUUUCCAAUGCCAGCACCAAGGGGAUCUACACUGUGGACUCCGUAACUGACAUCAAGGCAGACAUCAAUAAGACGUACCGAUGUUUUAGUGCUAUCCAGGUCUACAUGGGCAACGUGACCAUCACACUCCUUAAUUCCACUAUCCAGGCCUACCUGCCGAAUGGCAACUUCAGCAAAGAAGAGACACGCUGCACACAGGACGGGCCUUCUCCAACCACUCUGCCACCCAGCCCCUCGCCACCACCUGUGCCCACAAACCCCAAUGUGUCCAAGUACAAUGUGACUGGUGACAACGGAACCUGCCUGCUGGCCUCUAUGGCACUGCAGCUGAACAUCACCUACUUGAAGAAGGACAACAUGACUGUAACCAGAGCGUUCAAUGUCAACCCAAGUGACACGUAUAAUGGGAGCUGCAGUGUUCAAAUGGUGACCCUGAAAGUGGGGAACAAGAACAGUGUCCUGGAGUUGCAGUUUGGGAUGAAUGCCAGUUCCAGACUGUUUUUCCUGCAAGGAGUCCAGUUGACUAUGACUCUUCCAGAUGCCAUAGAGCCCACAUUCAGCGCCUCCAACCAUUCACUGAGAGCUCUUCAGGCCACUGUUGGAAACUCCUACAAGUGCAACACUGAGGAGCACAUUUAUGUCACUGAGGUGUUUUCCCUUAACGUCUUCAGCAUUCAGGUCCAGGCCUUCAAAGUUGAAAGUGACAGGUUUGGGUCUGUGGAAGAGUGUAUGCAGGAUGGUAACAACAUGCUGAUCCCCAUUGCUGUGGGUGGUGCCCUGGCAGGGCUGGUCCUCAUCGUCCUCAUCGCCUACCUCAUCGGCAGGAAGAGGAGUCACGCUGGCUAUCAGACCAUCUAGCCUGGUGGACAGGUGCACCACAGGCUCACAGGGGCCUAUUCUCAUGUCCCUGAGCUUAGAUAGGUGUGGAAGGGAGGCACACUUUCUGGUAAACUGUUUUCAAAUCUGCUUUAUCAAAUGUGAAGUUCAUCUUGCAACAUUUACUAUGCACAAAGGAAUAACUAUUGAAAUGACGGUGUUAAUUUUGCUAACUGGGUUAAAUAUUUUGCUAACUGGUUAAAUGUUAAUGUUACCAAAGUAGAGCUCUAAGGAGGACAAGAAGGCUUUUCAGAAUCGGCACGGGCUCCACUCAUUUGACUUUUUAAGAUUUGGUAUUUGGUUUCUUCAUUCUUUUACUCAGAUUUAAGCCUUACAAAGGGAAUCUCUUUGAGAAGGUCCAAACACUUGGGCCUGUUGAGGGUGGCUGAUCGUUAGGUUGCACACUUCAGAAGCUAGAACUCGAAGCAGGGGAGUCCUGCUGCACAGGCACGCACAGCAUCAACCUUUGGACACUUAGCUUGGGCUGCCUGGCCUAGGGGGCUGGAAUGUGGCUGGGGCAUAACCACCAGUGUUUCUGUGUUCUGCCACCAAUGAGCUAGCACUUUUCUAAAUAGAAAAUGGCAUUAUUUUUAUUUACUUUUUGUAAAGUGAUUUCCAGUCUUCUGUUGGCAUUCAGGGUGGCCCUAUUUCUGCACUGUGUCCAAUAGUAGAUUCACACUGCUGACCUGUCCUGAGGCAUAGGUGGGUUGCACACUGAGCAUCAGCUCAUGGAACGCAUUGCCUGUAACGAUGCUAAUAAAAAGUCUCCUUCUU
This is a messenger RNA of Psammomys obesus (fat sand rat), 2190 nucleotides long. It is a transcript of the gene Lamp1, whose product is annotated as lysosomal associated membrane protein 1. Bases 175 to 1398 code for a protein of 407 amino acids. The record is from RefSeq and is a predicted model, not a curated record. Lineage: Eukaryota; Metazoa; Chordata; Mammalia; Rodentia; Muridae. Gene Ontology annotation, cellular component: membrane. The transcript has 9 exons.